Zasmidium cellare ATCC 36951 is the source of this 588-nucleotide messenger RNA. RefSeq lists its product as uncharacterized. NCBI's taxonomy places the organism in Eukaryota, Fungi, Ascomycota, Dothideomycetes, Mycosphaerellales, Mycosphaerellaceae. The record is from RefSeq and is a predicted model, not a curated record. The transcript has a single exon. Bases 1 to 588 code for a protein of 195 amino acids.
AUGACUCCAACUUCCCCUGACCAACGCCUCUUGGAUAGGUAUCAGGUCUAUCAGGCGUUCGGCCGCUUUGUCGCUGCCGAGUUCAUCAACACCAUCGUGCUACCGGCGAUCCUCUCGCGACUCUACAGCCUGCGAGGCAGGAAGUUUGAGGAUUCAAUCAGAUCCAGUUGGCCCUUCCUCGCUGCCAGAAUUCUCACGGCAUUUCUACUUGGCAUACUCCCACACACCGGCGUGGAAAUACCUUUCUUCGGUACCAACGUGACUCUGGUUCGGCCAAUCUUUCCUGAGAGUUGCGAAAAAUCAAUCGAACUCCUCGGUCUCAAGAAGGGAGUCUCUGCGUGGCCCUGCCAAAGAGCAAAAAUGACUUCGGCUGUGGCCACCGGUUCUCUCGACAUGCAGUCGUUCAUUUCGAUCGUCAACGUUCAAGAGUUCCUCACUGGCUGGAUAUGCCUCGUCGUCUGUCAUGUUCUUCGCCACUACUUGCCCAAGGCGAUCAAUCUUGGCUUGCCAGCGGAUGCUCAGAAUCACAAUGAAGGCAGACCAGGGAAUCAAGAGAUCGAACAAGGCUCCAGGAUCAAGGCCCUGUGA